This is a messenger RNA of Lodderomyces orthopsilosis Co 90-125, 885 nucleotides long. RefSeq names its product Ctp1p (gene CTP1). The transcript has 2 exons. Gene Ontology annotation, molecular function: tricarboxylate secondary active transmembrane transporter activity. The record is from RefSeq and is a predicted model, not a curated record. Lineage: Eukaryota; Fungi; Ascomycota; Pichiomycetes; Serinales; Debaryomycetaceae. Gene Ontology annotation, biological process: mitochondrial citrate transmembrane transport. Bases 1 to 885 code for a protein of 294 amino acids.
AUGCCUAAAAAAGAUCAAGUAGAUCCAUUCAAAUCAUUUAUUGCAGGAGGUACAGCCGGUGCCGUUGAAGGGGUAAUCACCUACCCUUUUGAAUUUGCCAAGACUCGUUUGCAACUUAUUGACAAAUCCGCCAAAGCUACUUCGAGAAAUCCAUUGAAAUUGAUCUACACUAUUGGUAAAACUCAAGGAAUUGGUGCAUUAUAUGUAGGAUGUCCGGCAUUUGUCGUUGGAAAUACGGCAAAAGCAUCAGUACGAUUUUUGGGGUUUGAUUAUAUCAAGAACUUGCUAGUGGAUAAGCAAGGUAAAUUAUCUGGUCCCAGAGGUGUAAUUGCUGGAUUAGGUGCGGGGUUGUUGGAGAGUGUGGUUGCUGUGACCCCAUUUGAAGCAAUUAAAACGGGACUAAUCGAUGAUAAACAACGUCCACAACCGAAAUAUCAACUGGGAUUGAUCAGUGGAACUGUGAAGCUAAUUAAAGAUAUGGGGUUCAAAGGGAUUUAUUCUGGAGUUGUGCCUGUAAGUUUACGUCAAGCUGCCAAUCAAGCUGUCAGAUUAGGUUCAUAUAAUGCCAUCAAAACCAUGAUUCAACAAGCCACCGGAACCAAACCAAACCAACCACUAAGUUCAGCUGCUACUUUUGCAGUGGGAGCAUUUGCUGGUAUAAUUACGGUGUAUACGACAAUGCCUAUAGAUACAGUCAAGACAAGAAUGCAAGCAUUGGGGUCGGAGAAAUUGUAUAGGUCGACUUUGGAUUGUUUUGUCAAAAUUUUCAAACAAGAAGGGUUGUUGACCUUUUGGAAAGGUGCUACUCCAAGGUUGGGAAGAUUAGUUUUGAGUGGAGGUAUUGUAUUUACUAUUUAUGAAAAGAUGUUGGUCAUUUUGCAUUAG